UGCGGCUCUGACUCUCCGCUCUGCUCUGACCACACCGAGGGAAAGAGGUCCGGACGGAUACCGUCUCCUCCUCCUCCUCCCAGCUACCGAACUGCUCCCACGAAUUGCUUUUUGUUCACCCUCACUGAAGACGUUUUCUCUGUGGAGGGGGAGUUUGAGGGGAAUGAGCAGCGGGACGAACCUGCGCUGACUUUCUGGAGGAGACAGAGUCCCCCCCCGGUGCCAGCGGGGCAGAUAGUUGGUGGCGGAGCGGCUCAUCAGGAGCCGGACGAGGACGGCUAGCUUCCCUCCGUCUGCUGCCGGGAAAUAACGACACAGCGCCGAGAUGGCCGUGAAGCUGAUCUUGGUGUCGAUACUGUUUGGAGUGUUCUGCUCCUGUCAUGCUCAGAAAGAGGGGAACGAGUGCACGGAUGCCAAUGCGAAAUACUGUGGGGAGUGCAUCCAGGCUGGAGCCAAAUGUGGCUGGUGUAAAGACCCGGACUUCCUGAAACAGGGUGAGACGGUGUCGAGCCGUUGUGAUGAGGUGCAGUCUCUGAUAAAAAGGGGCUGCACUGAGGCAAUGAUUGAGAACCCACAUGGAGAACAGAAUAUCCUCAAGAACAAGACGGUGACUAAUCGCGGAAAAGGAGCAGGUAAACUGAAGCCAGAGGACAUCACUCAGAUCCAACCUCAGAAACUAAGCCUUACCCUUCGAUCUGGUGAGCCCCAAUCUUUCAACCUGACGUUCCAACGAGCAGAGGAUUAUCCCAUCGACCUGUACUACUUGAUGGACUUGUCCUACUCCAUGAAGGAUGAUCUGGAGAACGUCAAGAACCUGGGAACCAGUCUGAUGCUGGAGAUGUCUAAGAUCACCUCUGACUUCAAGAUAGGCUUCGGCUCAUUUGUGGAGAAGACAGUCAUGCCAUACAUCAGCACCACUCCAGCCAAGCUGCUGAAUCCCUGCACAGGCGACCAGAACUGCACCAGCCCGUUCAGCUACAAGAACGUACUAAAGCUGACCAGCGAUGGCAAGAAGUUCAACACCCUGGUGGGCCAGCAGCACAUCUCUGGAAACCUGGACUCUCCUGAGGGAGGCUUUGAUGCCAUCAUGCAAGUGGCUGUGUGUGGGGACCAGAUUGGCUGGAGGAAUGUGACCCGUCUGCUGGUGUUCUCCACUGAUGCUGGCUUCCACUUUGCUGGAGAUGGCAAGCUGGGGGGCAUCGUACUGCCUAAUGAUGGAAAAUGUCACUUGGAGGACAAUAUUUACACAAUGAGCCACUAUUAUGAUUAUCCCUCCAUUGCCCACCUGGUUCAAAAGCUGAGCGACAACAACAUUCAAACGAUCUUUGCAGUCACAGAGGAGUUCCAGCCUGUUUACCAGGAGCUGAAAAAUCUGAUACCAAAGUCUGCAGUGGGCACUCUGUCUGCCAACUCAAGCAAUGUAAUCAACCUCAUUAUAGAUGCGUACAACUCGCUCUCAUCUGAGGUUAUUCUGGAGAACAGCAAGCUUCCAGAAGGAGUGACCAUAGCGUACACAUCCCGCUGCAAGAACGGAGUGGUUAGCGAGGGGGAAAAUGGACGGAAGUGCUCCAAUAUCUCCAUGGGGGUUCCGGUGAGAGUUAUAGAGAGGCUUUUGGUAUUGUUGUACUUUGCCAAAUGGCGAAUAA
Molecule: messenger RNA, 1646 nt
Organism: Stegastes partitus (bicolor damselfish)
Lineage: Eukaryota; Metazoa; Chordata; Actinopteri; Pomacentridae
Product: integrin beta-1-like
Exons: 10
Biological process (GO): cell migration; cell-matrix adhesion; cell-cell adhesion
Cellular component (GO): synapse; focal adhesion; integrin complex
Molecular function (GO): fibronectin binding; integrin binding; protein kinase binding
Source: RefSeq, a predicted model, not a curated record